Dama dama (fallow deer) is the source of this 1741-nucleotide messenger RNA. It is a transcript of the gene ZNF622, whose product is annotated as zinc finger protein 622. Gene Ontology annotation, biological process: ribosomal large subunit biogenesis. The transcript has 5 exons. Lineage: Eukaryota; Metazoa; Chordata; Mammalia; Artiodactyla; Cervidae. Gene Ontology annotation, cellular component: preribosome, large subunit precursor. Gene Ontology annotation, molecular function: nucleic acid binding; zinc ion binding. The record is from RefSeq and is a predicted model, not a curated record. The coding region runs from base 138 to 1301 and encodes 387 amino acids.
GGACACCAUUCAGUCCGGAAGUCAGCUCUCAGUCCGGAUCUUCGUGGGCCUGAAGGUUUGUGGUGAGAGCGUUUGGUGGGGUCAGGCCUCUGGUCGCUAGAUUUCUGCCUCGGUCGCGCUUUAUUUCCCGCCUGGCUAUGGCGACCUACACCUGCAACACCUGCCGGGCGGUGUUGGAAGACGCGGAGGCGCAGCGGGCCCACUACAAGACAGACUGGCACCGCUACAAUCUGAGGCGCAAAGUAGCCGGCAUGGCCCCGGUCAGCGCCGAGGGCUUCCAGGAGCGGGUGCGGGCACAGCGGGCCCUGGCGGAGCCGGAGAGCAAGGGCGCGGCCACCUAUUGCACCGUCUGCAGUAAGAAGUUUGCCUCCUUCAAGGCCUACGAAAACCACCUCAGGUCCCGGCGGCACGUGGAGCUCGAGAAGCAGGCGGUGAGUCGGAAAGUGGCGCUCAUGAACGAGAAGAACUUGGAGAAAGGGCUGGGCGUGGACAGUGUGGACAAGGAUGCGGUGAACGUGGCCAUCCAGCAGGUCAUCAAGGCUCAGCCGUCCACGUCUCCCAAGAAGGCGGCGCCAGCCCCCGAGGCGGAGCCCGGGUGUCCCGUGGCCGCCGGAGGACGUGGGACUCAGCCGCGAGACCCGGGCGAGAAACCUCCCCGGCUGCAGUGGUUUGAACGGCAGGCGAAGAAGUUGGCGAAACAGCAGGGGGAGGAAGAGAGUGAGGAAGACCUGGAUGGGGACGAUUGGGAGGAUAUUGAUUCUGAUGAGGACUUGGAAUGUGAGGAUGCUGAAGCCACGGAGGAAGAGGAGGAAGAGCAGGAUGCAGAGGAGGAAGAGGCAGGAGGAAGCACCCCCCUUGGUGCCAUUCCCAUAACGGACUGCUUGUUUUGUCCACAUCACUCAAGCUCCCUCACGAAGAAUGUGGCUCAUAUGACCAAAGUCCACAGCUUCUUUAUUCCUGAUGUAGAAUAUCUUUCAGAUCUUAAGGGACUGAUUAAAUAUUUGGGAGAGAAAGUUGGUGUUGGGAAGAUUUGCUUGUGGUGCAACGAGAGAGGGAAGUCCUUCUACUCCACAGAGGCGGUACAGGCGCACAUGAAUGACCGGAGUCACUGUAAGCUCUUCACAGAUGGGGACGCUCUGUUGGAAUUUGCGGACUUCUAUGAUUUUAGGAGUAGCUACCCAGAUCACAAAGAAGGUGAGGAACAUGAUAAGACUGAAGAGCUGCCCUCAGAAAAGACCCUGGAUUAUGACGAUGAAACCAUGGAGCUGAUUCUCCCUUCCGGAUCCUGUUACCUGUAUUAGUAGGGACGGCCAUGUGAAUUUCUAUGGAGGCGUAUUGUAAGUAUGGAUGCUGCAUUUUUCACCUGAUAGUGACUUGCCAUUAUCUCUGUUUUUUAAUGUCUCUGCUGUUUUUUUUUCCUCCUUUAGCCGUAGACUUAAUUGGUUGAAUAUUUGCCAUUAUUAUUCUAUACACAAAUUUUAAUUUCUUACAAAACUCUAUAUUCCAUCUUGCUAGGUCACUUCACUCUGUGUUUUGUGCCACAUUUCCAGCAAGAAGUAUUUCCCCAAAUCACAAUCUGCCUGGUUGUAUGUUGUUGUUGCUUAGCUGUUAAGUUGUGUGCGACUCUGCAAUGCCAUGGACUGUUCUGUCCAUGAGACUUCCCAGGCAAGAAUACUGGAGUGGGUUGCCAUUUCCUCCUCCAGGGUCUUUUUUUUUUUUUUUUUUUUAAUAAAUAUUUAUU